AUGGUCAUUCUCACCAAUCCUCCCGUCCGCCGCCUCCAUCAACAAGGUCCUCCUCACCCUCCUCCAGAUCACUUUGAGACCGGUGGUGUGAGGAAACGCCAGAGGUUGUCACAUUUUGCCAGCGCCGACGAUGCAGCCCCGGCGCGGUUCGCACCGUUCGCCGCUGGUAGCAUCGUCGACGCCACCACAGCAGGCAGACUGCCUCUGAGCGAGUCGACCGGCAACGUACAGCAUCAAAACGUCCAGAGCUUUGCGCAGAACAGAGAAGUAGUAGUCUUUGGUAGCAGCAGCAGCAACAGCAGCAGCGGUAGCAUCCAAAACCCUCUCGCGCACUGCUCGACAGCAUCAACAGCAAAUAACAGCGCUGCCACAUCCCCGACGCUCACUCCGUUGUCGACACAAGACAGCAGCCAUCGCUCUGCCGUCUGUGGGCCCAGCAACCCUUCGGCAUGGCUGCUUGAGCUGGCAGACGAACAAACCAGGCGGAACAGCUUCGGUGCCAGGCGCGGCAAUAGCCAGCACCUGCACCUCGACUUUGCCAAUGGCCAAGGUCGGAGCCUCCACGGCGCAUCGACGCCUCGCAAGGGCAUGUCAACGGCGGGGGCACCUCCCAUCAGCUACAAUCCCCUCUAUAACAAUUCUGCCUUUAGGGCUUACCGAGCCAAGCAGGCCGAGAAGGCUGUUGAUGGACGCGAGGAGCAGAAGUGGCCCGAAUGGCUGGAACAGGCGUUUUGUGACGCUCUUUUAACUAUACCGGCAAUGGGACGACACAAGUACCAGAUGAUGAGGCGCCUGGCUCCCGACGCGGAGGGAGGCAGCAGCAACAGCUGUAACACAUCCAACAGCAGCGACCAGGCCGGAAGGAAUAUGCUCAUCAGCGAGUGGCUAUGGCUUGUGUACCUGGAGACGUUGCCCUCUGUCGGCGCGGAGUUGCCGGUCAGGCAGUGGGAGAUGCAAGUGGUCAACAAGAGGACCGGUGAGAGCCAGACAAAAAUGAUGAACCAUGCCAUGGUUCGUGACCGCAAGAUGGUGUCUAGCCAUAUCCAGGUGACGAAGAACUUCUUCAAGGACAACCCCAUGCAACAUUUCGUUUUCGUCACAGAGGAGAAGCGAGCCAAUGGCCGCGAAGAGGAAGAGGAACGCGAGAGCUUCAAGGACAACACGGUGCUGCUCGCGCUAAGGGAGUCCCGUCUCCCUGACAAGAGAUACAAUUACCGGUACUGGUCGUACCUUUUAGCUGCCGAUAAGCGCGUCCAAAUUCGGCCAAAGGAGUGUUGGAUCCUGGUGGCCGCAACAUCGGUCAACUUUGUGUCGACGUCGUCAUCGGCCAGAAUCGCCUCGUCAUCAUCCUCCGGCAAUGGCGAAAGUCACAGCCAGAAUGGCACAGGCAAGCCUUCAACUUCGUUCCAUGCGUACCACACCAAGACGGGGGAGAGGCUCGACGAGGACCUGUUCCCGCACCUCGAGAAGAACCUGAAGCGUGAGGACUGGCCGCGCAGUGGAGCCAAUAUCAAGGGAUGCAUGCUGCACGAGUACACGCGGACCAUGACCCAGGUGCCGUCGACUUCGAUCCGCAACCUCAGGAAGGACUGGGAGGAAGACUUCCCGGAGCUGCAUGAGCCGCUUUCUACUGCUCUCGAAGACGGCGUCCAGGACAUUCUGCACUGCAAGGCGACGCUCGACAUAUCCCAGGCCACGCAGUUCCCCGCCGGCGCGGAGCUCAACUCGUGCAUCGAGGUCUCGAUCGACCAGCCCGAGCUCGUGGGCCACGACUGGAAGGUCGUGACUCGCCUGUGCAGACCUAAGGAGCUAUGCCGCGACCGAGGUGCCGGCUCAGAUCCCUUCUUCUCCAUCGAGAACAAGCCCGUUGGCCACGAUAGCAAAUGCGACGGCGUCAGCCUCGCCGCCGGCGGCAACUGCAACUGUGUCGCUUCCCGCCACAAGAACGAGCUCAUGGUCCCUUAUCCAGCCGCAGAGCUCGCCGUCAUGCUCAGCCGCCUGGCGACCUACCAGCCCCAUGCCUACGUCGGCUUCGAACCCUCCCCUGAAGAGCUUGCCGCUGAGGCUGGUCGCAAGAAGCGUAGCCGCAAAUCAAACACGGGCACCGGGGACGAUGAAGCUGACCGGAGCAUGAACAUGAUGCUUGAUGAAAUGAAACGGGCCAAAGCCGGACUUGUACAAAAGAAGCUGCACAGCACGACCACAUCUCCCGCAUCCAGAAAGCCGAUGGCCUCCGCCACACUGCCCCAGAGUGAAGAUGGCAGCGGUUCCAGCUCAAAAGACGGAUCGAAUGGCCCAGACGAGCCAGUGACACAGAUGAGCCUCAUCAGUCAGGUCGCCAUGAUGCAGGAACUGUGGUCACAGGAGCCGGCGUCGGUGGCCACGACUUCGGGACAGCAACGGCCCUGGACGCGGCGGUGCCUGCUGCUCUGGACCUUUGAGACGCUCUACUCGAUCGACGAGAAGCGUCUCGCCGCCGGCCACAAGUACCCAAUCAACCGCCAGGCCGCUGGCAGCAUGUCCUGGCGCUUCAUGUCGGCCAUCGACCCGUCGGACCCCAUCCACCUGCAGCAGUCGAUAAUCGGGGGCGACGAGGCGGCCGAUCAAAUUGCCGCCGUUGCGCAGAGCAUGUCGGCAAACGCGGCCUACACCCCGUCCGAGCCCGCCAUGCUCGGCUCGUCCCCGGCACCAGGGGUCGCCAGCGUCUCCGCCGGCAUGAUCGUGCCUUCAUCUACCCCAUCGUCCGUAAACAGAACCACCUCCAGACUCGGAGGCGGCCUCCACCGCGACCAUAUCAUGUCACCCUCACCCAGCUUCCAACAACACAUACACGCUUCCAUGGCGGAGAACUACGCCAACACGUCCGCCUGGUCCGGCCCCCGCAUCCUUCCCAGCAACGGCAACGCCUACGCCGCAAACUACCACAGCCACCACCCUCAAGCACCUCAACCCACGGCAGUGAUGCACCACCCCUCGUCCUCGGUCGCCUACGGCCAGCGCGGCGGCACGCCCCUGUUCCGCGGCCUGAUGGACGACUUCCGCCACGGCGGCAGCCCCGGCUCUGGGCUCGCAACUCCCCCGCCCACGGCCGGGCUGGCUUCCAUGUCGGGUUCGUCGGCGGCACCGCUGCCCCAGCACAUGACCAGCAGCAGCCUAGCCCCGAGCAUGAGCUUCAUGUCGACGGCCGACAGCUGCGCCGAGUCCGUCGUCGAUCCAUUCUUGACCUCCGGUUCCUUUGCUAGUUACCACCACGAGGUCGUCGUCCCGGAUAGCUGGGAGGUGGUUCACGCAGGCUCUUCCUUCGGACUCCACGGCAUGCCCUCGGGCGGCUGGACCGUCAAUUCGGGAAGCAACGUAGGCGGCGCAGGCUCGGCCGCGUCGAGCUUCAACGACCAUCCGUACUGGGCGUCUCAAUUACCUCACUUGUCUCGGCAACAGUCGCACCAGCACUGGAACACCCCAGCCGCGUCGACGCCCGGCUCGACGGUCCUAGACUUGGGUCCCGGUGCAGCCGAGUACAACCAGAACGACGGGGCCGCGUCUACACAACACCAUAUUCAAUGGAGGGAGCAGCAGCAGCAGCAGCAGCAGCAGCAGCAGCAGCAGUACCGGGUCUCGUCGUCCCAGCCGUCCCCUUGCCACUCCCCGUCCCCCCACGGGCCGCAACAUGCAGCAGCCCAACUGGGCACCGACUUGAACCACUCCGACCAGCAGCUGAAUCAAGAGCAGCAGCAGUUACUUCUGGCUGGUACCGGCAGCCAAAUCUCGCGGAAGCGAGCGCUCGAGGACGAGGACCAGGAUGAUCAAGGCCAUCGCAGGGUCGGUGCUGACGUUGCUGACGCGCCGGUGUGCGGCAACGAUCAUGAGGAUGCUUGGGAUUUAAUUAUUGCUUGA
Molecule: messenger RNA, 3894 nt
Organism: Pyricularia grisea
Lineage: Eukaryota; Fungi; Ascomycota; Sordariomycetes; Magnaporthales; Pyriculariaceae
Exons: 3
Coding region: 1-3894 (1297 amino acids)
Biological process (GO): regulation of transcription by RNA polymerase II
Cellular component (GO): transcription regulator complex
Molecular function (GO): RNA polymerase II cis-regulatory region sequence-specific DNA binding; DNA-binding transcription factor activity, RNA polymerase II-specific
Source: RefSeq, a predicted model, not a curated record